Messenger RNA from Sodiomyces alkalinus F11, 2244 nucleotides. RefSeq lists its product as hypothetical. Lineage: Eukaryota; Fungi; Ascomycota; Sordariomycetes; Glomerellales; Plectosphaerellaceae. The transcript is spliced from 2 exons. The record is from RefSeq and is a predicted model, not a curated record. The coding region runs from base 1 to 2244 and encodes 747 amino acids. Gene Ontology annotation, molecular function: lipid binding.
AUGUUCUCCUGCUUUGGCCUCUUCAAAAAGCACCGGGAUGAAGAGGAACGCGAGCCCCUUCUCCCCCGCUACAGCGGCGAUACCGCCCUCCAGGCCCGCCUCCGCGAAAAGCUGCACACCUAUCAAAUGCUCCGUGCCCUGGGGAAGGGUUACAUGCCGUCCAACGACCAGCUCACCACCAACCUACGCACCCUUCUCACUGCCGACAUCCUCUCCCCCGAUGCUCCCGAGAACCUGAGCCCUUCGGGCCACUCUCUCAUCCUCGACGUCCGUCUUCUGAUCACCCAGUUCAUCGAGCUCCUGCACCACAAAAAUUCCGAGGAUCAGAUCCAAGACUUCAUCUGGUUCCUCACCAAGUCCCGUCUAUCCGUCGAUGCCCAUGAUAUUGCCGAGCGGGCUUCGAGGGCCAAGUCCAAGGCAGACACUACAGCUGCCUACAAAAGCUUGCAGACCGUGGGCUCUCUGCUGCUGACCAACUCGGACUUUCGCAUCUUCCUGUCCGACCUGACCACCGUCGGCCGGGAGGUCUUCCGAGACACUGCCUUCACCCUUGCCGAAGCAUCCAAGGAGGUUGGAAAGAAGGUGGAGCCUUCCCAGGAGGAGCAAGAAGCUCUCAAGCAUCCCGAUGGAGAUUCGCAGUCUCCACCGUCCAAAGCCGACCUCGGGAAAGAGGUCGCCGACGUAUCUUCUGCCGUGGCCGACGGCGCCUCGAAAGUUGCCGGUGAAGCGGGACAGAGCCUUGCAGAGCACAUCACCGGCGACGAAAAGGACACCCUCCUGCAUCGGCUCAAGCAGGCCGUCGUGAAACUGAGGGAACGGAGGGAUUACUCUGACUCGGUGUCCACCCUGUCGCUCCUCAUCCGCCGCUACCUUCUCGUCUACUCCCACGCCCUCGCCGACACGGCCCGCGCCGCCGAGGAAGACGUGCACAUGAAUCCCGAGGCUGACCGGGCCAUGCGCAACUUCUGGACCUUCGUCACCUCCUUCGGCGACCGCGACGAGUGGAAGGAAGUAGAGCACACCUUCCAAGCCGUCAUGUCCCACGCCAACAGCGACCCGGAGUUCGACGACCUGGUCCGCCGCAUCGGCAACCUCGUCCAGGACAUGCUCACCGAGCCCGACUUCUUCGACCACGCCGAGGACAGGUUCCAGGAGGUGCGCGCCAAGUCGCGCGAGCUGACCCACGAGUCGUCCGUCCGAGACGACGUCGACGCCUUCCUGGACCACCUGCACAAAGCCAUCCGCUCCGUCCUCCAGGACGCCGACGUCAAGAAGCUCCUCCAGACCUCCAAGCGCAUCCUCGCCACCCUGUCGCCUGCGCACCAGUACACCAACACCGAGCUGGUCUCCGACUCGCUCAACGUCUUCGUCCCCCUCCUCGUCAACGCCGUCCAGUACAUCCCCAUCCCGCGCCUCGAGGUCUCCACCCCGGCCAUGGACCUCCUCCUCGAGAACCUGAUCCUCGAACCGGGCCGCACCGUCAACGCCAGCUCCUUCCUCCCUUACAAGCUCAACGUCACCACCAGGAACGACGUCGAGGUCCGCAAGGCCAGGUUCGCCACCACCUCCUCCGUCACCACCCUCAUGCGCAUCGCCGUCUCGGGCCUCUCCCUCGCCGCGGAGGACGUCGGCUACUGGCUGCGCCUGCACUCGGGCCUCCUCCGCUUCGUCGACUCCGGCAUCGUGGGCCUCCACCUCGACGAGAGGGGGAUCGACGUCGCCGUCGACGUGGAAGUCGGCAGAGAGCGCCUGGAACAGAUCCUCACCCUGCGCGGCGUCCGCGUCCGCAUCCACCGCCUCCAGUACGACCUGCGCCAGACCAAGCUGGCCUGCCUCGCCUGGCUCCUCAAGCCCCUCGUGCGGCCCCUGCUGCGGAAGGCCCUGGAGGUGGCCGUCGCCCGCGCCAUCGCCGACGCGUGCCACGCCGCGAACCGGGAGCUCCUCUUCGCGAGGGAGAGGCUGCGCGCCACGCGCAUUGCGAACCCGCAGGAUCUGUGGACGUAUCUGCGGGCCGUGGCCGCCAGGCUUGUGCCCGCCGAGGAUCCGGACCUGUAUACGCGCGUUGGGGUUACGCAGCCCGGCCGGGGGGUGUUCAGAGGGGUGUAUGCGCCCGGGAGUCUGGUGAAGGUGUGGAACGAGGAGGGGGCGUUGGCGGGGCAGAGGGCCUACCAGUAUGAGAGGGAGGGGUGGCGGAACGAUAUUUUUGAUGUUUCUGCGAGAGCUGCCUCGGUGAGCCGUGUUUAG